This is a messenger RNA of Ostreococcus lucimarinus CCE9901, 666 nucleotides long. RefSeq lists its product with no specific name. The annotation marks the transcript as partial. The transcript has a single exon. Lineage: Eukaryota; Viridiplantae; Chlorophyta; Mamiellophyceae; Mamiellales; Bathycoccaceae. The record is from RefSeq and is a predicted model, not a curated record.
GUCGCGCGCGCCGAGCGCUUCGCGCGCGACGCCCUGGCCUCGAACGACGGCUCGCACGAUCUCUGGCACGUCGAGCGCGUGCGCGCGAGCGCGGUGGCGCUCGCGAGGCUCGAGGGCGCGAACGCGUUCGUCUGCGAGCUCGCCGCGCUGCUGCACGACGUCGACGAUUGGAAGUACGCGCGCGGCGACGGCGCGAAGGGCCGGGCGAGGACGUUUCUGGAAGACUCGUGCGCGGACGUCGACGCGGCGACGCGCGAGACGGUGCUGGACGUGUGCGCGCGGAUCGGGUUCAAGAGCGAACUCGAAAAAGCUGAAAAAUCGCGCGCCGACGACGACGAGGAGAGCGUCGAGUUUCGAUGCGUGCAAGACGCCGAUCGAUUGGACGCGAUCGGCGCGAUCGGCAUCGGGCGGACGUUUUGUUUCGGCGGCGCGCGCGGGAAUCCGAUGCACGUGCCCGGCGUGCCGCCGAUGGUGGACGUGACGGCGGCGCGGUACGAGGCGGCGCAUCGCGACGAGACGCGGCCGAACACGACGAUUAAUCAUUUCCACGAAAAGUUGUUCAGGCUGAGGGGUCUGAUGAAGACGGCGUCGGGGCGCGCGCGCGCCGAGCGCAGGCACGCGACGAUGGUCGAGUUCGUCGAGCGGUUUCACCGCGAGUGGGACGGC